Diaporthe amygdali is the source of this 4338-nucleotide messenger RNA. RefSeq lists its product as uncharacterized. Bases 1 to 4338 code for a protein of 1445 amino acids. The record is from RefSeq and is a predicted model, not a curated record. Lineage: Eukaryota; Fungi; Ascomycota; Sordariomycetes; Diaporthales; Diaporthaceae. The transcript is spliced from 3 exons.
AUGCAGCCGGCGAUACAUGACACUGCAUCGCUACGUAGCAGCAGAUCAGGGCUGCAAUCCCAGCAGCCAUACCAUCCUAUCCAGCACCUCGAACAACCCGAUGGCGACGAGCAUCAGCACCAACGGUCUGAGUUACUAGCUCCUUCACGGAGCCCUUCGCCGAUAGAGGACAACGACUCUGAUCAUGUGUCCGAUUUAAGUCGCAGCCCAAGCCCCAUUCCUGAAUCAAGUCCCAGUCAUCCAGCACAUCACGAGUCGGAGCCCAGAUGGUUGCCUUACACAUUACGCUGGCCAUGGCUAUCACUUAUCAUAGCUUUUCCCUUGGGGCUUGAGCUUGUAAUUGUGAUUCUCCAUGCGAUUUCGGUACAAAAUUCCGGCCUGGUCGACUUGGAUGGGUCUAAUAGCAUCCUGCUCCCAUCGAAAUUCCUCCCAACCCUACUGGCAGUCCUUUACGUGCUGUCUCUCUCCGUGCUUCUCGACGAUGUCAAGCGCACUGAGCCCUUCGCUCGUCUCGCCUCAGCAGCAGGUGCACCAGCCAACAAGUCCUUGACGUGGAAAGCUGGCCCAUGGUGGACUGCACUUAGCAGGAGCUUUCCAGGUCGACAUGGUGGUCUCAGGACGAGCUGGGCUAUGUUCUGGAGUGCCUUCGCUUUUAUGCUGGGAUCUCUAGUUGUAUCACCUCUCUCUUCAACCUUGUUGGUGCCCCAGAACGUCGUCUUCACUCAGAGGACCGAUUUCUCCCUGCUGGACAUCAAUGACAGCUUGCCAUUGCAGGUCAACCCGCUGUCAACGACGUACUUCAGAACAGUCAGCAACAUCCUACAGAAUGUUUCGACCUCGGCAUGGAUUACUGAUAAGUAUGCAAUCUUACCUGCAUGGCCCGAGGGGCUCGGAGUGGCACCUCUGGGACCAGUACUCUCUAGCGACAGCGCGACGUGGAGAUCUGCGGCCACAGUAUUCGGCAUAGAGCUUUACUGCGAGCCAUUAACUUUUGAACACUUUGCUUAUGGCAAUUUCACGAACCACCUACAAGAUGAGACCGUGGAAGCCAGUAUCAUCACACUCUCGUCGCCUUCCGGCUGUACUGCGGAAUAUCGGCUUAUACUUGGUAACUCAGAUUUUUACACCACGGGGGCCUCAGCCUGGACCACAGUAGUUGACCAGACCUUGAGUCAACGUUUCGACAUCGCUGCCGGAGCAGCGCAAUACGUGGUUGGCAACGUCAGUUUUGUGUCAUGCGAAUCUCAGGAUGAAAUCAUCGUCAUGAUGAGCGCCUUGCCUUCCCAAGUGUCUGAGCCCCUGGCUGAGAACUUCACAGCAGGCGGUCAAGUGUGCCAGACAACCCCCUACAUGGCUGAGUCUGUCCCCGUGGAGGUCACCCUCGAGGCGGAGGAAUCCAUUGUCAGCAUAGAUGAGGCGAAGUAUAACUCAUCCCGCGCGCCUUUAUCCAAUGACACAGCAGAUAUGCAUCGUUUUCGGGAAGUCUUCUUCAGCAUGGACUGGCCAACCUAUGUCGCCACCUUCGAUUCGACUGGAUCCUUGUCUACCAGUUUUCUGGGGCCGAUGAAUCUGCUCAAUCCCUUAUACGGAACCUCGCCCACUGAGGCGCUGGGCAGCCCAAACUUGGCGGAGAACAUGCAGAGAACGGAGAAUCGCUUCUUCGCAGAACUACUCCGAGAUGCGUUCAACAACAACACGGACACAGUCCCACAACGAAUAUCAGGAGAUGUCAUCACGAACAGGCGUCGACUCGUAGUUGUGCAAGCAGUCGCAAUUACUCUCGAGGUUGUCAUAGGCAUCCAGCUUAUCCUGCUGGCUACUAUUCUAAGAAUCACAAGACUAUCACGGCGGCCAAUGGGACUAUACACAAAUCCCGCGCCUGCAGUGGAUGUGGCCGGACUUCUGGCAAACGACCGGGCCGCCUUGCAGUCUAUCAGGGACGGGAGCGCAGGUGGUGCUCCCAAGACUCUCGAGAAAAGUCUAUCGGACCAGACAUACCGACUAAUCGAGGGUGACAUUAUUCUGGUCAGUAAGGGAGCUGGAGUCGCGCCAGAGAGUGAGGGAAAAGAAAAGCCAGACGUCUAUGAUGGUCGAAAGCAAGCCAAACCCGUUGUGUUCUCAAUCCUUGGCCUGCUAGCGUUGGUUGUGCUGCUGCUGUCAAUUCUAGCUGCCAUUGCUACUUUGUACGCCUACUCGAGGAAACGCAGCCUUUACCAAUCAGCAUUUGUCUUCGCUCUCGACAUCGAGGUCAACGGCAAGAGCUACGGGCAGGUCAAUCCAGCUUCUAUCAUCACCACGCUCCUGGGUCGAGCCUGUACGUGGAUGGAAGGGGAUUUUCGUGUCGUAUGGGUCAUCAUAUCUGCUCUGGGCUGCUCAGAGGGCCGCCAGGAGGGGACAUUGGGUGUUAUCGUCGUCACCGUCGCCAUGUCAUCCUUAUGGACAAGAGAGCCUGGCGAGCUACCAUCGACAGCCAAACUGCUCGCAGAACUAGAACUCCGCCACGUCCCGCGCGUAGAGCCGGGUCGAUUGAGGCAGUCGACUGGUGCCUCUGACCCCGCGACCUUUCCCCUGUGGCAGGCUUUUGGUGAUACGGGCACUUCGUGGAUGUAUAGCGCUACUGUACAGCUCUCGCUCAAUGGAUCUGAGCCCUCUUGGAGCUCGGAUGGCUGGAGCUUGGUACCAAGGGAUCUCUCGGCACUCCCAGAUUCCGAGGCACAGCAACAGAGGUGCGGAAACGACACGGCCUGUUUGUCGGUACAGUCUGUCAACGUCACAAUGCACACGUCGGCUGUUCGAGCUCGUCUACAAUGCACACCAUACGACUUUCUUGAUGAGACUCCAUUGUGGUUGACAGAGUGGAAUCUCACGGACGAGACAUACUGGAACAUAUCAGAAAGUCCCAGUACUCUCGAUCACGGGUACGAGCUCGGCUACGCGACUUACAACAUGACCGAUUCCUGUAGUACAGCUCUGUUCUUGGACAGUCAUGAGCAGUUGCUUAAGGACGCAGGUAACUACAACGGUAGCUGGCUUCCAGGACCCAUGACCCCAUUCUUUGUCGACACAGACCGGCUCAUCUGCUGCCAAAACACCAGCUCGGACGGUCAGAUACACUCAGCCUCCAUUGGGUAUUGGUCCCCUAACAUCCGGUGCGACUCCUCAUACACCUACCCCUACAUCUCAGAUACCUGGCCCAACAACUUCACCAUCAAGUGGAUCCACGGAAGGCCCGUAGAAGGUUACCGCCGCAACACGACAAAUCCAUUGUACACGGGCAAGUCGGACAACGACAAGCGGCUCAUCUGGGCCGAGCAGCCGCAAAUUGCCGCGAUGAGCUGUCUCCCGACCAUCGAGAGCGCCAACGCGAGCGUCACCGUCGAAGCCCCCUCGGGCCGUGUCAUCAGUCUGCGCAUCCUGGACGAGCCCCAGCCCGACGCUGCGGCGUGGUCUGAUAACUUCGCUGUGCACCAGUACUACCCGUCGAGCGACUUGGCGCACAAUAUGUACGGGUACGCCAAUAUCACGGUCAGCUACGGCGUGCUCUUCAUGACGGCCCUAUUGGGGGCUGCGAGCAUAAGAAACUUUGAGGUCAACGGCAAGUCCAGUGUCCAAGGAAUCUUUAAUGAGGACCUUCAUGACCAGGCGUUCAAUAUGCGGGGCCCAGGGCUCAAUGUUGACUACAUGAGCUAUGCCAUGUUGUCACUGGCGAACGGCAGUCAUGAGGCGCUGCUCGAUCCCCUAUUGCUGGAGAGUACGGCACAGAGGACUUUCGAGGUCAUGUUCCAACAUUUUGCCCAGAGUGACCUCGACAAGAAGAGCGGCGGCAAUGUUUAUCAGAGCCCCAGCGAGUCCCUUCCGGCCGACAUCGAUGGGCCCACCGCGACAGCAACGUCGAAGACUCGUGGCCGUCGCCAAGAAGAUUCGGAGAUGGCCUCUGCUGCUACUACAACUGAUAUUCCUGACACGGCCACAGUGGAGGUGAGGAGCGAGGUCGAGAUUCUGCGGAUGAGCACGACCGCUGCCAUUGUUUGCAUGAGCAUCCUGGCUUAUCUAAUUGUCACCUCCGUAAUCCUGGUCAUCGCGGCGCGCAGGUACAAUAAGCUGCUGCCCGUUGAAAUCAGUAGCAUCGCCGACGUGGCCGUACUGGUUGCCGGGAGCGAGAGACUUCUCGAGCUGGCGAGGCAGAGGGACCUACGGCAUGACAGGCAGCUCAAGAGCGGCCCUGAGAGUCUUGCCAAGCUGGGUUGGUUUAAUGGAGCCGAUGGAGAGCUCAGAUGGGGCAUUGAGCUCGUCGAGACUAAUAACCCGACGGGCCCAAUGGGGCAGAGCAGUACCUAG